This is a messenger RNA of Heterostelium album PN500, 606 nucleotides long. RefSeq lists its product as uncharacterized. The record is from RefSeq and is a predicted model, not a curated record. Bases 1 to 606 code for a protein of 201 amino acids. The transcript is spliced from 2 exons. NCBI's taxonomy places the organism in Eukaryota, Evosea, Eumycetozoa, Acytosteliales, Acytosteliaceae.
AUGGGUUUCUUUAAGAAAUUGUUUUCUAGACAUAAGAAAACUGAUGCAUCUAAUCAACCGCAACCAAAUGGUGGACAACAUCCUCCACAACAACAACCACCACAACCAGAGCAACAUGCUCCUCCACCACAACAACAACAACAACCUCCACCUGCUUCCGAACCAAGUCACCCAGUGGAAUCAAAUCCACCAGCUCCACAAGAACCAGCUCCAACUACUACGACUACUACAACAACUACAACAUCGACCUCAAGUACUUUAACAAUUAGAGAGAAAUUGGAGGAUAUAAUGAAAGCAGUUGGUGAAAAGAGAAUUUUGGAGGUAUUCGACAAGUAUUAUGCAAAUGAUAUUGUAAUGUAUGAGAAUGGAGAUGCAACCAAUCGUCAUGGUAGAGAAGAAAAUAGAGCAUCAGAGGUUGCCUUCACUGAGAAUGCCGUUGUUCAUGAAGCUACUGUCAAAAAAGUCAUUGUCGAUGGAAACUUGACAGCCUAUGAAAUGUAUUUAGACUUUACUUAUGCAGGAGAAAAUGUUAAGAAGAAUCAAUGGGCUUUCCAAGAGUGGAAUGAUCAAGGACUUAUUGUAAAAGAAGAAUUCCUUUAUAAAUAA